Molecule: messenger RNA, 2821 nt
Organism: Populus nigra (black poplar)
Lineage: Eukaryota; Viridiplantae; Streptophyta; Magnoliopsida; Malpighiales; Salicaceae
Exons: 12
Coding region: 209-2578 (789 amino acids)
Cellular component (GO): nucleus
Molecular function (GO): mRNA binding
Source: RefSeq, a predicted model, not a curated record
CACCCACACGAGCACCAAACUACGCCUAAACUCUUUAUCAUUCACAUAUAAAUUAAGACCUAGGGUUUUCAAAAUCCCCAAUUUUGUUCUCCCGUUGCGUUUCGAUUUGGGGUUUUUAUCUUCAAAAUUCGUGAAUUUUUGGCUAUUUUGGAGAUCAACUGGGUUUUUUACGGAAAUCUGGGUAUUUAUAUUAGUCCAUCUAUAAACAAUGCCUCCACGGGCGGUAAAGAGAGGAGCGGCGGCUGGGAAGAAGAGAACGUUGAGGAAGGUGCUGAGUCAGCAACAUCCGGAAGCGGCGGAGGAUGUGUUGAAUUUGGAGGUGAAACCGACGGUGGUUGAUGAGAAGCCCGUGGUCGUGGAGGAGGAGAAGAGCGUGUUUGUUGAAGAUAAGUUAGUUAUUGAUGAGAAGAAAGAUAGAGAAGGUGAGAUUGAAGCGAAUUUGGUCACCAAUGGACCGGCUUCUUUGAAAAAAGAAGAAGAGGGCAAGGAAUCUGUAGAUGAGUAUGAAAAAGAUGAGAGGUUAGAUUUUGAUGAUAACGAGCCUGAAUAUGAACCUGAAGAAUAUGGUGGGGUGGAUUAUGAUGAUAAGGAAAUUGAACAGGAGGAUGUUCAGGAGGUGGAAGAUGAAGUGGAGGAAGAAAAUGAGGAGGAGAAUGUUGGUGAAGAGGAACAGGGUGAGUUAGUAGAGGAGGAAUUGGAAGAGGAUCCUGAAGAACAUGAGGGUGAAGAGGAUGAUGAGCAUGCUGGUGAGGAGGUAGAGCAUGCUGAAAUGGCUGAUGUGGAGGAAGAGGACGAGCAUCAUGAAGUGUUCAAGGAGAGGCGCAAGCGGAAGGAGUUUGAAGUAUUUGUUGGGGGUUUAGACAAGGAUGCUACUGAGGAUGAUCUUCGGAAAAUAUUCAGCCGUGUUGGCGAGGUUACUGAAGUCAGGCUGAUGAUGAACCCCCAGACUAAGAAAAACAAAGGGUUUGCAUUCUUACGCUUUGCAACUGUUGAACAGGCAAAACGAGCUGUGACAGAACUCAAAAACCCAGUGAUCAAUGGGAAACAAUGUGGUGUUACUCCAAGUCAGGACAGUGACACCCUUUUUCUGGGUAACAUUUGCAAGACAUGGACUAAGGAAGCUUUGAAAGAGAAGUUGAAACAUUAUGGAGUUGAGAAUGUUAAGGAUUUGACCCUGGUAGAAGAUAGCAACAACGUGGGAAUGAACCGGGGAUUUGCGUUUCUUGAAUUUUCUUCUCGUUCAGAUGCCAUGGAUGCUUUUAAGCGUCUUCAGAAGAGAGAUGUUUUAUUUGGAGUUGAUAGGCCUGCAAAGGUGUCUUUUGCAGAUUCCUUCAUUGACCCUGGUGAUGAAAUCAUGGCACAGGUGAAGACUGUGUUUAUUGAUGGCCUGCCUGCCUCAUGGGAUGAGGAUCGUGUUCGGGUACUUUUGAAGAAAUAUGGAGAGAUCGAAAAGAUUGAGCUUGCACGGAAUAUGCCAUCUGCCAGGAGAAAGGAUUUUGGUUUUGUUACCUUUGAUACUCAUGACGCUGCAGUGACAUGUGCUAAAAGUAUAAACAAUGCAGAGUUGGGUGAAGGAGACAACAAGGCUAAAGUUAGGGCCCGCUUAUCAAGACCCCUUCAGAGGGGAAAAGGAAAACAUCUAAGUCGUGGAGAUUUCCGACCUGGGUAUGGAGCUAGUAGAGUUGUCAAGGGUCCAUGGGUUCGUCCUGUGCCGCAUAGCUACUCUACUCGUCCAGUCAGAGGAAUUGCAACUCGUGCUCCACCUUUCAGUCUAAAGAGUUCUACAGGAUUGAGAGAGAGACGUCCUCCCUUGAUGUCCAUGCCAGCAAGAAGCAGACCUCUGGCUCCGCCUUCUAGGUCCUUUGAGAGAAGACCACCUCCUCCAUCUUACGCAAAGAGCUUGAAGAGGGAAUAUGGUCGGCGUGAUGAGCCUCCUCCUUCAAGGAGCAGACCUGCUGUGGAUUAUGAUCCUAGGUCUAUCACUGAGAGACGCCCAUCUUAUAGAGAUGAAUAUUCUUCUCGUGGUACCAGCUAUGCUGAUCUUCCCAGAAGUACAUCUCGCAUGUCUGCAAGGAGAGCUUAUGCCGAUGAUGGCUAUAGUCAAAGGUACGAGAGGCCUCCUCCAAGUUACCGUGAAGGGCAUGGCCGUGAUUAUGAUUCUGUUGCUGGUUCAAAACGUCCAUAUCCGGCUAUGGAUGAUAUUCCUCCUCGUUAUGCUGAUGCUGGUGUGCGCCAUUCGAGGCCUCGUUUGGACUAUGAACUUGGUUCUAGUGCUUCUCAAUAUGGGGAUGCAUAUGGUGAUAGACUUGGGAGAUCUACUAAUGGAUAUGGGGGCAGCAGAAGUUCUAUUUCCAGUCAGGAUUCACAUGGGAUGUAUAGUAGCCGUCAGGGUAUGGGUUAUGGAGGUUCUUAUGGAGGCAAUGAUGGUGGAAUGUACUCAUCAAGCUAUGGCGGUGAUUACAUGUCUCGCAGUGGUGAUGUUGGUGGUAGCUCUUACUCGUCAAUGUACUCCAGUCGUGGAGGCAUGGGCAGCAGCAGCAGCUACAUGGGUACUGGUAGCUCAGGAUCAUACUAUUAGUAUUUGAGAUGACAAAGAGGCUGCUAUAGUGCUUACAUGCUUACAGUUUUGGAGGAUGUUGUCAAGUGUAAUAGGCCUCUAUAGUGGUGGAAAAGGAUGGGCUUAAAGUUCUGUAGAAUGAAAAGGUCUGCUUUUGUUCAAGUUUUUUUUAGAUCUGCAGACUGGAUAUUUAUCAAGUCUCAAGUCCACGCUGUAAGGAAACUUCACCUGUUUAGGAAUGGAAAUAAGAAUGCUUUGGUAUGA